Lutra lutra (Eurasian river otter) is the source of this 5469-nucleotide messenger RNA. It is a transcript of the gene ZNF182, whose product is annotated as zinc finger protein 182. Gene Ontology annotation, biological process: regulation of transcription by RNA polymerase II. Gene Ontology annotation, molecular function: RNA polymerase II cis-regulatory region sequence-specific DNA binding; DNA-binding transcription activator activity, RNA polymerase II-specific. Gene Ontology annotation, cellular component: nucleus. The transcript is spliced from 13 exons. The record is from RefSeq and is a predicted model, not a curated record. NCBI's taxonomy places the organism in Eukaryota, Metazoa, Chordata, Mammalia, Carnivora, Mustelidae. Bases 2054 to 4057 code for a protein of 667 amino acids.
CCAUUGGCUACUGGCCCCGACGGCUUCAGCGAGGGCCACUGCGCAUGCGAGGGACAGAGCAGGACCCUGCCGACGGCUGGGUAAAGGACUGAGAGAGUGGUUGUCGGAGGAACUGGUGACUGAUUUGGGGGAAACUCCAGGCGGAGCUCGCCAGAAUCCAGGGGGAAACAGGAAGAGUAGGGGAUGGAGGGCGGACGGUUCCCUCGGAGCGGCGGGGAGACAGCGCGGGUCUGCGGGCGGAGCGGCACGUGCGAGUGCGGGCUGUGUAAAGACGCGACGUCGCCGGCUUUGCUUUUCUAGGCCACUGCCCACUCUCCGUAAAGGCAGACAUGACUAAUUUCCAGAUCGAGUAGAAGGAUGCGAUGACGGAGAUCAGUGUCAUUUGAGGAUGUAGCUGUGGACCUCACCCAGGAGGAGUGGAAUCAUCUGGAAUCUUCUCAGAGGAUACUUUACAGAGCUGUGAUGCUAGAGAGCUAUAGCCAUUUGGUCUCCGUGGGGUGUCCUGUUACCAAACCAGAUGUGAUCACCUGUUUGGAGAAGAGAGGACUUCAGAUCAUAGAGAAAUUCCAAGUUUCAGUUAUACAGGGCCUGAACAGCCUCAACCCCAAAUCAGGACAACCUCCCCCUUCCAUUCCACAUGGAGCUAAGUUUCCUGUUUUCUGAGUCCCCGAAACCUUCGGCCUCCAUUCUCAGGGAGGUAUAGGACUUCUGAGUGCUCCUGACCUGGACAAAAUCUCCAUGUAGUCGAUGAGGAAACAGCACAGGGAAGAGUUCUGCCCUAGUUACAAAGCUGGUGAAUGGGGGUUUGAAACCAGGCUGUCUCCAUCAUGUUUGUUUGGUUCUGUCUUCUUCCUUGCUGUGUUCCCAAUGUCUGGAAUACUGUCUGUCAUACAGGAGAAGCUCAUGUUCUAGUGGUGCACGACUCGCAAUAAACAAGAAUUCGAGAUUGCUUCUGAUGGGUCUUUAAAAAAAUCUAACCCCUCUCACGGCUCCCCAUUCUGUCUAGAAUGAAGCAUGAGCUCUGUUCCUGGCAGAGGAGGCCCUACGGCAUCUGCCCCCCCCCCUCCCUCACACCUCCUACGCUCCCAACACACUGCCAGUUUCCAUUCCUCCCAACACGCCAAAUUGGUCCCACUUCCCGGCCAAGAGGCUCUUUUCUUCGGCUAUUUGUGUGGCCGGCUCCUUUUGGUCAGCAAAACUGUCACCUCCGACGAAAGGAUUUCGUUCCUGCCCAUACAGAGAAAAGAACCCGUCAGCUGCUGCUUAACACAUUGGCUUCACCGCGGGGUGUGUGUGUCCUAGGUCGCCGUUUAUGUAUCCUUCAGCUUGUUUGUAUGCUGUCCUUCAAAACUCCCGGCUUUAGCCACUGGAUGGAGCCAGUGUGACCUUUCCCAACCUCCCGGCCUUUGUGCAGGCUGGGCGAUUCUGCCACGCGUCCCGUCUUCCUGUUCAAUUACACCUGUAAACCCGACGCUGCCCUUCGGGUUCAAGACACCAAAUUCCCGCCUGCCAGAAUUUUCCUCAGUUGGGCAGUUCCCCUCCCCAUCAUAAGGAAAAUGGUUUUCGAAGCCUCGGGCAUGACGGUCUCUGUAGAACCAAGUAGACACCUGCUCCACACCACAGCCCUCGAGGCGUAGAGCCCCGGUGGGCGCGGCCAUCUCAAAGCAGGGACCGCGCGGGCGCGGCCAUCUUCCCUCCGCGCAGGCGCCGCGGCCCCGCCGCGUUCGCGUGGGGCCAGGGGGAGGGGGGCAGGAGGGGGCCGGGUGUUGACUAUUGGCGGACGCGGGCUCAAAGCCCCCACUGAGCGUGCGCACAUCCAACCGCUGCAACACUCACAGUGACCUGCGCUAAGGGUUCAUACGCACUCCUCAGGCUCCUCCUUAGGCGCCCCCGCCUCUCCCCGUGCCCCUCUCCCAUUGCCCGCGCCCCAGGGUAGGGGCCUGAUGUGAAUGCUUCAGCUGAAGUGAAUCUGCACCCGAAGGCUUCCUUCUGGCUCCUGGGCAAGCCGGCCCCAGUGAGGAUUAACUUUGGCAUUCAUAAAGUAGACGCUGAGAUGAAGCUCAGCCUUCGCACAUCUCUGCCUUUUCCCAAGAAGAACAGGAAAUGGCCAAACCCCAGGUCAAGAUUAGAAGAGGACGAGGACCUCCGAAUCCCCACUCAUGCCCUUUCCCAACCAGUACCACCCAAACCAGUACCACCCACAAAGGGACUCGUGACAUUUGAGGAUGUGGCUGUGGAUUUCACCCCGGAGGAGUGGGAGUACUUGAACCCUCCACAGAAGACUCUGUACCGAGAAGUGAUGCUGGAGACGUACAGCAACCUGGUCUCUGUGGGACCGCAGGGGACCAAACCAGACCUCAUCCUCAAGUUGGAGGUCAAAGAGCCAUGCCUGGGAGAAACAAAAAUCUCCUUCUGGAGCUUUCCAGCAGUCUGUCAAAUUGGUGAACAGAUUGAGAGACAGCACCAGGAUGACCAAGAUAGGUAUCUGUUGAUGCAAGUUGGAUUCCCUGACAAGAAAACAAUUAUCACCAAGACUGGCCAUGACUAUAAUGAAUUUGGAAACGCAUUUCAUCUGAAUACAAACCUUGUUGCUUCAAUCCAAAGGUCCCAUAAAUAUGAGCCAUUUGGAAAUAAUAUGGUAGAUAGUUUAGACUUAUUUACCAGAAGCUCUGUAGGAAAGAAAUAUGAUAGUGGAUGUGCAAAGUUAUUUUUCCAUACGGAGUAUGAGAAAACAACUCCUGGAGUAAAGCCCCAUGGAUAUAAAGAGUGUGGGAAGGCCCACAGGCGGAAGAAAGGGCUCAGUCUACAAGAGAGAAUUAAAAAUGGAGAGAAACCCUUCGAAUGCACUGCGUGUAGGAAAACCUUCAGCAAGAAGUCACACCUCAUUGUACAUUGGAGAACUCAUACCGGAGAGAAACCCUUCGGAUGUACUGAAUGUGGAAAAGCCUUUAGCCAAAAAUCUCAGCUCAUUAUACACUUGAGAAGUCAUACAGGAGAGCGACCUUUUGAGUGCCCAGAAUGUGGAAAAGCCUUCAGAGAAAAGUCAACCGUCAUCAUACAUUACAGGACUCACACAGGAGAGAAACCUUAUGAGUGUAAUGAAUGUGGAAAAGCCUUCACUCAGAAGUCAAACCUCAUUGUCCAUCAGAAAACGCACACGGGCGAGAAAACUUAUGAAUGCACUAAAUGUGGGGAAUCUUUCAUACAGAAGCUUGAUCUAAUUAUACAUCAUAGUACUCAUACAGGAAAGAAACCCCAUGAAUGUAAUGAGUGUAAGAAAACUUUCAGUGAUAAGUCAACUCUUGUUAUACAUCAAAGAACUCAUACAGGGGAGAAACCUCAUAAAUGUGCCGAAUGUGGGAAGUCUUUCAAUGAGAAGUCAACCCUCAUCGUGCAUCAGCGAACUCAUACAGGAGAGAAACCCUAUGAAUGUGAUGUGUGCGGGAAAACCUUCACCCAAAAAUCCAACCUUGGUGUACAUCAGCGAACUCAUUCAGGAGAGAAGCCUUUUGAAUGUAAUGAAUGUGAGAAAGCAUUCUCUCAGAAAUCCUAUCUCAUGCUCCACCAGAGGGGUCACACAGGAGAGAAGCCCUAUGAAUGCAGUGAAUGUGAAAAGGCAUUUUCCCAGAAAUCAUACCUCAUUAUACAUCAAAGAACCCAUACAGAAGAAAAACCCUAUAAGUGUAAUGAAUGUGGCAAAGCCUUCAGAGAAAAGUCCAAGCUCAUUAUACAUCAGAGAAUUCACACAGGAGAGAAACCCUAUGAAUGUCCCGUAUGUUGGAAAGCUUUCAGCCAAAAGUCCCAGCUCAUAAUACAUCAGCGAACACACACAGGAGAGAAACCCUACGCGUGUUCUGAGUGUGGCAAAGCCUUCAGAGAAAAAUCCACAUUCACUGUACACCAGAGAACUCAUACGGGAGAGAAACCCUAUAAGUGUGCAGAAUGUGGAAAGGCUUUUACCCAAAAAUCAAACCUGAUUGUACAUCAGAGAACACACACGGGAAAGAAAGCCCACGCGAAGGGCCAUAGCCGGAAGUCAAAGCUCAUCACACAUUAACGAGUAGAUCCAAGGUGACUGUUAAGGUUCACCAAGGGAAAGUGUUGUCUCAUUAACGUUUUAAAGGUACGUUCUGAUUUCUGGUUUAAAUAUGGGGAGUAAAAGGCUCUUUUCAUCUCAGUCUUCACCCAGACACUAGAAGGAGCAAAAGAGGAAGUAUAAUCUCUGUAUCUGCCACAAGGAGGAGAUAGCGGAAACCCUGCCAAGAGCGCAGCUGGAGGCAGAGGGGACCACGCGCCAGUGCAGGAGAUCUCAAAGCAAACACUCAAGGCUGCACACGUGGGGCUGCACUGGUGAGGACUCACCAUUUGAGGUUCAGGAUAUCCCCCAAGUGCAAGGCCAACUACAUCCACCACGGUAACAGUGGGCAUUGACAGGUGGGAGUUAGGAUGUCUCCUAGACCCAUUUGGGGUCUGAGGAGAGGCUGGCAGAGGCCUUGACAAGAAAUCACUCAGACAAGCCAUAUUUGUAGAAAGUAGUCUGCAGUCAUGAGAGGAGCCCUUGACAGGGGCUGGGGCAGGAGAAGGGGGUGUUCCUUGUGAAGAGCCCUGCAGCUGCCCCGGUUUACGGACUCUGGAGAAGUCAAACCGAAAAGAAAUACCAAAUGGGAGGGGGGGAACAAUUUUAAGAAAAACUCUUACCUGCCUAGAAUGUGGCCCCCGUUUCUUACCCUACAUGAACCUCUGGGGAACAGCAAGUCCAGGCAAAACUCUUACUCAAAUAAUGAUUCCAAAGUAAUGAAAACCACAAAGGCAAUGGCUUUUGGGCCUACAGUUCCACUUCUAGGAAUGUAUAUACUCAUGUACGUACGAAAUGAUGACCACGCAGAGAUCUUCACAGGCGCACUGUGAAAACAAAAGGUUGGAAGCUAUCUAGAUGACAGGGGUCUAGAUCCCGAAAUCAUGGUAUGUUCAUACAGCAAACCUCCUAGGUAGACAAAAUGAAAAAAAAAAAUUGUGUGUGUGCGUGUGUGUGUGUGUAUAUAUAUGUAGAAAUAUAUAAAAAUUUAUAUAUAUACAUAUAUAUAAAGAGAACUUGGACAUCAUCUGUGUAGUGAUGUGGGACGAUCUCCAACAUGAUUAGGUACAAAAAGCAAGAUGCAGGAUCAUGAAUAUAAUAUGCUACCAUUCGCGCAUAAAAACAAAUUGUAAGUACGUAAUUGAGCAUAUAUGCAUCAACUCUCUCUGGGAAGAUACAUGAGAAGCUGCGAACCCUGAUUACCUCUGGGAAAGGGCAGGGGAAGUGGGUGGCUGGGGGAAUGGAAUUGGGAGGGAGACACCUCUAUGUCCUUUCAUAACUUUUGAAAAUUGUGCUCUGUGGCUGUACUACCUUUUCAAUAAAUAAAACCUUUUAAAACGAAUAUUUUGUUCCAUUGCUGUGAUAAUGAAGUUAGAUUGUAGAUACAGGAUUUC